Messenger RNA from Musca vetustissima, 1076 nucleotides. RefSeq names its product 4-aminobutyrate aminotransferase, mitochondrial (gene Gabat). Gene Ontology annotation, molecular function: pyridoxal phosphate binding. Gene Ontology annotation, biological process: GABA catabolic process. Lineage: Eukaryota; Metazoa; Arthropoda; Insecta; Diptera; Muscidae. Gene Ontology annotation, cellular component: mitochondrion. The transcript is spliced from 3 exons. Bases 1 to 1074 code for a protein of 357 amino acids. The record is from RefSeq and is a predicted model, not a curated record.
AUGUGGUUCCUUAAGCAGUUGGCACCCAAGGGCCUGAACAACAUGACCACCAUGAUGUGUGGCUCCUGCUCCAACGAGAAUGCCUACAAGGCCAUUUUCAUGUGGUACAGACGCACACAACGCGGCGAAGAUGUCACCUUCACGGAGGAGGAGAAAACUUCCUGCAUGGUCAAUAUGGCACCUGGUGCUCCCAAAUUGAGUUUGUUGUCCUUCAAGGGUGCCUUCCAUGGUCGUACCAUGGGCGCCUUGGCCACCACCCAUUCCAAAUAUAUUCACAAAAUCGAUAUUCCAACAUUCGACUGGCCUGUGGCUAGUUUCCCUCAAUACCGUUAUCCCUUGGAGGAGAAUGUUAUGUACAAUCAGGAUCAGGAUAAACGCUGUCUAGCUGAGGUGCAAGAUUUGAUUGAACAAUACAAUAAGAAGGGUAUUCCCGUGGCUGGUGUUGUCAUUGAACCCAUCCAGAGUGAGGGUGGUGACAACGAAGCCUCCCCCGAAUUCUUCCAGCAAUUGCAGCGCAUCUGCAAGGCCAACGGCAUGGCUUUGUUGAUCGACGAGGUGCAAACUGGUGGUGGUGGUACCGGUAAAAUGUGGUGCCACGAACACUUCAACCUGCCCUCUCCUCCCGAUGUAGUUACCUUCAGUAAGAAAAUGCAGUUGGGUGGCUACUUCCACAGCAAUGAAUUCGCCCCCAAAGAAACCUACCGUAUCUUCAACACCUGGAUGGGUGAUCCAGGCAAAAUCCUCAUGCUCGAAGAAAUCGUCAAGGUCAUCAAAGAAGAAAAUCUGCUGGAUCAGGUGCAACGGUCGGGCAAGGUCCUGAAGGACGGUUUGUUGCAAUUGGAAAAGGAAUUCCCCACAAUUAUGAACUCGACCCGUGGUCGUGGUACCUACUUGGCUUUCAACUGCAAGGAUGGCCAAACUCGUGAUGAUUUGAUCAACAAAUUGAAACUGAACGGUUUGCAGACCGGCGGUUGUGGUGAUUUGUCUGUACGUUUUAGGCCAGCAUUGAUCUUCACCGAGAAGCAUGCCAAUAUCGUGUUGGAUCGUUUCCGCAAGGUCCUUAAGGAAAUGUAAAC